Molecule: messenger RNA, 2145 nt
Organism: Balaenoptera musculus (blue whale)
Lineage: Eukaryota; Metazoa; Chordata; Mammalia; Artiodactyla; Balaenopteridae
Gene: DDB2
Product: damage specific DNA binding protein 2
Exons: 8
Coding region: 147-1520 (457 amino acids)
Biological process (GO): DNA repair; response to UV
Cellular component (GO): Cul4-RING E3 ubiquitin ligase complex; nucleus
Molecular function (GO): damaged DNA binding; protein binding
Source: RefSeq, a predicted model, not a curated record
GCCUGUUUGGCGGGAAGUUGGGUUAGCUGGCCUACCUGUGGCUUAGCGGGUUCUCUGGUCCCCGCCUUGUUUCUCCCCAGAAGCUUCUCAAUCUUUCCUCGGUGAUCUCGGCAUAAGGCAUAGUACCCCUUCGCACGGAGGACGCCAUGGCUCCCAGGAAACGCCCAGAAACCCAGAAGACCCCCGAGGUGGUUGUGCGCCCCAAGAGCAAGAGGAACAGAAGCCCCCGGGAGCUGGACCCCGAGGCCAAGAAGCUCUGUUUGAAGGGCCCCGGUCCUAGCAGAAGAUUUGACUCAGGCUGCCUUUGGGCGGGGUUGGCUAGCCUGCGGGUCCCGCCACCAUGCAGCAUCGUCAGGGCCCUCCACCAGCAUAAGCUGGGCACAGCUGCCUGGCCAUCACUACAGCAGGGUCUCCAGCAGUCCUUUUUGAACUCUCUGGCUUCUUACCGGAUAUUCCAAAAGGCUGCCCCUUUUGACAGGAGGGCCACAUCCCUGGCGUGGCACCCAACUCACCCCAGCACCCUGGCUGUGGGUUCCAAAGGGGGAGAUAUCUUGCUCUGGAACUUUGGCAUAAAGGACAAACCCACCUUCAUUAAAGGGAUUGGAGCUGGAGGGAGCAUCACUGGGCUGAAGUUUAACCCUCUCAAUACCAACCAGUUUUUCACCUCCUCAAUGGAGGGAACAACUAGGCUGCAAGACUUUAAAGGCAACACUCUCCGAGUUUUUACCAGCUCAGGCACCUGCAACGUCUGGUUUUGCAGCCUGGAUGUGUCUGUCAAAAGCCGAGUGGUGGUCACAGGAGAUAACGUGGGUAACGUGAUCCUGCUGAACAUGGACGGCAGGGAGCUUUGGAAUCUGAGAAUGCACAAAAAGAAAGUGACCCACGUGGCCCUGAACCCGUGCUGUGAUUGGUUCCUGGCCACAGCCUCCGUAGAUCAAACAGUGAAAAUCUGGGACCUGCGCCAGGUUAGAGGGAAAUCCAGCUUCCUCUACUCGCUGCUGCACAGGCAUCCCGUCAAUGCAGCUCAUUUCAGUCCCGACGGUGCUCAGCUCCUGACCACUGACCAGAAGAGUGAGAUCCGGGUUUACUCUGCCUCCCAGUGGGACUGCCCCCCAAGCCUGAUCCCACACCCUCAUCGCCACUUCCAGCACCUGACACCCAUCAAGGCAACCUGGCAUCCUCGGUACAACCUCAUUGUCGUGGGCCGAUACCCAGAUCCUAAUUUCAAAAGUUGUACCUCCCAUGAAUUAAGGACGAUCGAUGUGUUUGAUGGAAGCUCAGGAAAGAUGAUGUAUCAGCUGUAUGACCCAGAAUCUUCUGGUAUCAUGUCGGUGAGGCUUGGGCCCUCAAAUAAUAAUGGGAGGAAGCAGGGAUUCACCCUACCUUAUUGGAUCAAAAACGACCAGAAAUUAACCCUCAUGUGCCCUUCUCCCAGUACCUUCAUUCCCUCCUCAUGCUUAUCCCCUUGUCUCUGCAGCUCAAUGAGUUCAAUCCCAUGGGGGACACACUGGCCUCUGUGAUGGGUGAGUGAAUCUCAGGCUGGUAAAGCCCACCCUACUCCCCAAGGUUCAGGGCAGGCUAACCUCAGCUUAGUGCUGCUCCAUUCACCCUAGGGUCGUAGUCAGUAAAGAUGAUGACCAGGGGACAGCGGGCUCUUCGGCCUAGGCCCUCCAUCCCUCUUGCUUUGUCUUGGUCACAGCAGUGCCUGGCUGCUGCCCAGUUUCCUGGUAUCUCCUUACCAAGUCCUAGGUUCCCCACGCCAGCCCCAAGUUUUCGGAGGCUGAUAAUGGAAGGUAAGAGUCAGACUGGUCUCACUCCUCCUAGGUUAUCACAUUCUCAUUUGGAGCCAGGAGGAAGCUGGGAAGCGGAAAUGAAAGACAUUAAUGAAGGUGGGGGCCAAGCAAGGGCUUGGAGCCCCAUGAGAACAAGUUCUGCGAGAAGAGGCGGCUUUGUGUUAAAGGGCCAGAGGUAUCCGAGUCUUAGGGUUGGCGCAGGGGCACUGGGACUGGGACACGGCAUGUGCUGUUCUGGACGUAGCUCCAGAAACUCCAGAGGUGGCGCCCCAGCUGCCCCAAGGGUCCUUGCUAUAUGUAGCCUGGAGCCAAGCUUCUCUUUCUCCUCUCUGACAUGCAGUGGCAGAGGAUC